Messenger RNA from Lethenteron reissneri (Far Eastern brook lamprey), 7982 nucleotides. RefSeq names its product potassium voltage-gated channel subfamily B member 1-like. Gene Ontology annotation, cellular component: membrane; voltage-gated potassium channel complex. NCBI's taxonomy places the organism in Eukaryota, Metazoa, Chordata, Hyperoartia, Petromyzontiformes, Petromyzontidae. Gene Ontology annotation, biological process: protein homooligomerization; potassium ion transmembrane transport; action potential. Gene Ontology annotation, molecular function: delayed rectifier potassium channel activity; protein binding. The record is from RefSeq and is a predicted model, not a curated record.
UCGGCACGGUGCGCUCUCCUCGCCACACGGCACCGGGCGGGGGAGAGACACAGCACGGCGCACCGACGUCGGAUGUAGCACGGCGGCGACGCAGUAGACACACCAGGGAAAGACGGGGGAGAGAGAGACAGGGAGACAGACAGACGAGAGAGAGAGACGCUGACGAGAGGGCUCGAGAAGGCGCUGGACGGACGGGCAAGCACGGACGGAGAGCGAUGCACGUAGAGACGUGCGGACUGACUGUGGAGUGAGACGGCGUUUGACGCUGCAGAGAGAGACUGAUUUAGAGAGGCGCUGGCGCACAUGGACGAGCAGAGAGGCGAGAGAGACAGGUUGUAGGGGGGGGGGGGUGAACUGACCAAAACGAGAUUACACAAUUGAUCAUUAAUACCCGCAUGAGUGACCAGACAGAGAUAUCGAUUAGGACACAGAUGCAGAAAUGUACAGGUGGGCAUCCGUAUAACAAACAAGACGACUCUUAAUACGCAGCGGGAAAUCGGGAGCGUUGUAUUGACGGACACGUCGUUAACAAGCAGAGAGAGAGAGACGCAUCGAUGCGGCGACAGUGAGAGAUAUGUGCACCGGAUGCCCGAAAUAGAUGAAGGGAGACGGUGAUGAGAAAGUGAACCGAAUAAAUGAGGGCAUUGCGUGUGUUACCGGGACAAUGAGAGGAGCACUCCGAGCAGGUGAGGCAGGUGUGCGUGGAAUACAACAGCAGAUGCGUCGCCCCAGGGAGUCAGACAUGCACAUCGACCGACAGUAAAGUGGGAAAGGGAGAGAUUCCUACAAAGACACACACCCCCUCGCCCCCCCCCCCCCGUCUAAGCCUAAGCAGACUCUCGGGACAAACAAGUGUGUAGUUGGCACGUGCAUAUUAAGGCCAAAGACUUAGACAACACGUACAGCACGUCGCAGAGAGCCAGGCUGAGUGGGAAGAACACAUUUGCAUAGUUUGAGACGCACGCACGCACGCACACGGAGAGGCAGACACGUGGGGCAAGCGUGCACGAUGGAGAGACGCGCGCGCGGACAAGGAUGUCGGCUGCCCUGCGGUGCCGCUGGUCGUGAUGCCGGAUCAGACUCCCUCUGAAAACGCGAUCCCGAGUCCUCUGCUCCUCGCUGGAGGCCGCCCGAUCCCCGUAGAACAUCUUACCCCCCUCCCCCCACCACCUCCACCGUCCAUCACGGCCACCCACACCACUCCGACGCCAUGGAGGUCAGCAAGUCGGCCGGCGCAUCACCGGCCAAGAACUUCAAACUGUGGAACCUGAAUCGCAAGGGAACCUCGUCGCGGUCCUCCCCAAAGUCGCCGGGCGCCCCACCGGACCCGGCCGAGAUCGCUCGCUCCAAGGCGGCCGCGCGUCGCGUGCGCCUCAACGUGGGCGGCCUCGUCCACGAGGUCCUGUGGCGCACGCUAGAGAGGCUGCCGCGUACCCGGCUGGGCCGCCUCCACGCAACCAACACCCACGGCGCCCUCUCGGAGCUGUGCGACGACUACAGCAUCACCGACAACGAAUACUUCUUCGAUCGGCACCCAGGCGCCUUUGCGUCGGUGCUCAACUUCUACCGUACGGGCCGCCUGCACAUGAGCGAGGAGAUGUGCGCGCUCUCCUUCGGCCAGGAGCUCGACUACUGGGGUGUGGACGAGAUCUACCUGGAGACAUGCUGCCAGGCGCGCUACCACCAGAAGAAGGAGCAGAUGAGCGAGGAGCUGCGGCGCGAGGCGGAGAACGCCCGGGAGCGCGAGGGCGACGAGUUCGAGGGCACGUGCUGCGCCGACAAGAGGCGUAAGCUCUGGGAGCUGCUCGAAAACCCAAACUCCUCGCUCGCAGCCAAGGGGAUGGCCAUUGUGUCCAUCCUGUUUAUCGUGCUCUCCACCAUUGCGCUGUCUCUCAACACGCUGCCCGAUCUGCAGCACAAGGACGAGUUCUCGCACAUCGUCGACAACCCGAAGUUGGCACAGGUGGAGGCUGUGUGCAUCGCCUGGUUCACCAUGGAGUACCUGCUGCGCUUCAUGUCGGCGCCCAACAAGUGGAAGUUCUUCAAAGGCGCCCUCAACGUCAUCGACCUCAUGGCCAUCUUGCCAUACUACAUCACCAUCUUCCUCACCGAAUCGAGCCGUGGUGUCUCGCAGUUCCAGAACGUGCGGCGCGUCGUGCAGAUCUUCCGCAUCAUGCGCAUUUUGAGGAUCCUCAAGCUGGCUCGUCACUCCACGGGCCUGCAGUCGCUGGGCUUCACGCUCAGGAGGAGCUAUAACGAGCUAGGCCUCCUCAUCCUCUUCCUCGCCAUGGGGAUCAUGAUCUUCUCCAGCCUCGUCUUCUUCGCCGAGAAGGACGAGCCGGAUACCAAGUUCCAUAGCAUCCCGGCGUCCUUUUGGUGGGCGACCAUCACCAUGACCACUGUGGGCUAUGGCGACAUCUACCCAAUGACAUUACUGGGCAAAAUCAUCGGCGGGCUGUGCUGCAUUGCGGGCGUGCUCGUUAUUGCGCUGCCCAUCCCUAUUAUUGUGAACAACUUCAGCGAGUUCUACAAGGAGCAGAAGCGGCAGGAGAAGGCGGUGAAGCGGCGUGAGGCACUCGAGAGGGCCAAGCGCAACGGCAGCAUCGUCUCGAUGAACACCAAGGAGGCCUUUGUGAGAAACGCCGAGCUGGAGACGGUGGUCGUUGUGGAGAAGGACACCAAGAACCUCGGCUGCAAGGAGAGAGUGAGCGUCGACGAGCUGAACCACUUCUCUCCGAGCCGGUGGAAGACCUCCAAGGGUGUGGCUUCGGACGUCGCGUCGUCCAAAGCAGAGGUCUCCAGAUCUCCGCACCACCUGGACGUGCAGAAGCUGGUGAGCUUGUACAAGGAGAUGUCGUCCAAGGAUUCGCCUGACCAUGAAGCGCAGACGCUGGAGGAUAAACCGCAAGAGAUGCAACCAUUGGUCGGGCGCUCAAGAAAUAAGCCACUCGUGCUAGAUCCAGGGAGACUGGAAGCAUUUAAUGCCUCUCCACCUACAACCGGUGAGGUCAAUGAAGGCUUUGGGCCAGACAGAGUAGAUGUGCCAAAUAUUGCGGCGAACUGCGAUGGAGUGAGAGUUAGGCACGAUGAAGGGAACAGCGACGGGCAUCGUCUCUCGUGUGGCGACAAUGAAGAGGCGAAAAGUAAAGAAGCGAACGGAGACAAGUGGGGCAGUUCGGAGAAGUUCUCUGCAGACAGACUCGUGGUUGGCGCAGAUGUGGCCAAGCCACGAAUGACCGAGUUUACAAAGAGAGAGGGGCGGAGGGGGGCUGCACUAAGGCCUGCAAGUUACCCGCAGGGUCAGGUGGCACAAGAGGUAUUCUCGUGCGAUGGCAGGCACCAGCGGAGCAGCUGGGCAGAGUGUCAGGAUUUUGGAAAGGUGAACUUUGCCGAACACGGCUUGCCGUCGGUGAAAUUGAGCAGGCAAGAUUCAGACGGUGUCUCGAGCUUUAGGGCAGCAGAGAGGGUGACCGAUGGUGCCGGCUUAUCUGGGAAGCCCACAGACGCAAGCCCUUCAGGUGAAUUAAAAAGUUCCUGUGUAGAAUUUCAAGAAUGCCGACUUUCAACAAAAUGGUUGCCAAGAUUUGCAAGAGGCGGCCGACAUAAGUGCUACUUCUAGAUUUGCGUAGGCUUUUUGUUUAGUUGUUCAGUAAAUUCCAGUUAUGCUAAAAAAAAUAACCUCCACGGCUUGCAAAGAAAGCACCCUUAGUUCCAAGAGGAUGGUUUAUAGACCAAGUAGGUACAAGUUGAAUGUUCACUUUAUGAGAAUCCGUGCAGAGCUUGCACAGUGGUACCGAUUGUAUACGAACACUGAAUUAAACGUGUUUAUAUUUAUAGCAAUCGCAUGGUGUCAUGCUUGCAUCUGGAAGUUUCUAAACAAAAUCUCACCUAUAAGUAUGCAUUGUGAGAGUUAUAAUGUCAAGCUGACUUCUGGACAAUUUGUUUACACUUGCAAGAAUAAUGAAAUAAUGCACGACCUUCGGGUGUACACUGCCCAAAAAGACAUUCCUUUACUAUAUACAGUACAGUAUAUACAUAUAUAUCAAAAUAAUAAUAAUGAGUGAAAAUAGGAUGGAGAGGACCUGCUUGGUUAACAAAAAAUAAUGAGGUAAUGAUUGUAUUGCAUUCUAUGUGUCCCCUGGUUGUAAUUAGGCCAUGAGCCAUGGGGAUUUGUCAGUACCACUAGGGUGGCAAAUGCUGUCAGUAUCCAUGGGCAGAAAGCUUAGCGCGUAUACUCUCUGUUUUAUAAACACUCUUCCUAUUUAUUUUCAUAUUCAGUGAAUGUUUCCUGUCACGUCCCCCCACGCCCAAAAGUAUAUUCUCUAUCAAAUAUACAAUGGGGUACCCUUCUUUAACGGCAUUAUGCUAUCAUUAAAUAUUUGUUAUCUAUAAGUAAAAUCGUUCAAGGAAAACAUCGUUUGCAUUUGCCACUCUGGGUGGGACCGUUAAGAACAAUUUUGGGCCAUUGGCCGAGGGACUGAAUGAGCAAUGGGGCACUUAUUAAAUGUGUUUAAAGUUCAAGUUUGAUCUACUGACACUCGUAUGAGAUAAACAAAAAAAAAAACGGAUGAAUGAAAUACAUCUAGCAUUAAAUUGUUUCAGAUGGCUUAAUCUGUUUAAACACAAGGUGGGAAAUGCAUUGACAAGAUCAAUUCGGUUUACACCACCACAAUGCAAAUGGCCUGGAGGCCCACAAUAGAAUUGGGUACUUACAAAGAUAAUCAAGCAUGGCAUUAGCAAGCAGCCGCCGGCCAGCCUCGCAAAAUCAAUAGCGUUUUCACCAGGCUCGUAGGCCAAAUACCUAUUUGGCAUUGAGGUAAUUCUCACAGCAACUUCGAGGCAGGUUUUAUGACGGUUGCCACCUGCCCUGGUUUUCACAGGAUCGUCCUCUCGUUGAGGUAGCUGCUUCCCAUUGAUGUAUGUCAGUCUUCCUAGGACGAUACGAGUCCCGUUUUUUGUUAGUUGCAUUAAUAAUAUUAGCAAGAAUAAACUGCUCAAGACAAUGCAUUUACAUGUAGUUAUCCCCUGUCCCGGUAUUGUCCUAUUAUCAUUCUUUUUUCUUCUUCCCAUUAUCUUCUGGGUUUGUUUUUGUACCUCAGGUGAUAUCCCUAAGUUUGACCUUGCCAUGGCUCCUCAGCACGUGAUGAGUUUUGUCUUGUUGCCACGGUGUGUACGUUCUUGUAUAAUCUUCAUUUGACAGCCGCAGGCUCGCUUAACUCUGAUGAUUGAUGGUCACAUUGUCUUCUGGUGUUCGUUCCGAGUUCUCAAUUACUUGCGCAACAAAAUAUAUAAAUAUUUAUUCAGUCCCUUGUCAAUCAAAUGGUAAAUGAAGACCUCCCUACAAUGUGUCGUUCAGUGUGAGUCGGUGAAGGUGGAGAAGCCCAACACUUCUUCAGGUAUCACUUCGCCACUGAUGUUAGCCAUGACUGUAAAUCGAACUCGGGUAUCUGGUUUCAUGGAGCAGCGUAAUAAUCACUGCUCCUUCACCUUAAUUAACGUUUCAUCUGAAUUCAUCCCUUAUCCUUCAUUAUUUUCAUCUGUUCGGCAGUUGAGAGAUGUCGAGUUAUCCAUAAUAUCUGCUGUCAGACUGCAGUGCAGUAAAAUCUAUUGUACUCUAUUAAAGUUUCCAUGUCUAUGCUUUCCGUCAUCAUCAACCCAUGUUGACCAGCAUGGUGAGGUAUGGUGAACCAACGAUCACGAGCAUCCAGCAGUGGGCUGACAAAGCGAGCCGUACGUGUUUUAAAAACAAAAAAUCUAGAUUGUGAACUAAUUUCUUUAGAACGGCUUUUUCUGUUUGGUUUGUUGUCCUUCUCCCGCACCUCCAAUAAGCACGGUGUGUGAAAUAAGUUCAACAUUCGCAUACAUACGUGUACACAAAACCCCGACCGGAGUUGUCAAAUCUCCACUUUGCAAUCCGAGUCUUGCUAUUAUACAGACGGCCAACAGGAGGCAUCAAUGCCUUAUGGCCCAGUGGAAAUUGUUCAUGAUGACGAAGGCCAAUUGUGGGAUGCAGACCAUGCGCCAAAAGGGGCACAACAUUGAGCACAUGCGGAAGAAGGGUCAAAGGCCACACAUAGAUCGUGAGAUAUUGACGCUUAAAGAUGAACGCGAGAAAUAUUUGUUUUUAAUCAUUAGUUUUCGUGGCUGUGAAUAUUGACGAUAAACAAAAAAAAAUAUGUGAAAUAGACCGCUCUUAAAAUAAAAUUGUUGCAGCAAAAAUGUUCAGCUGCAACAAAUAUCGAGCCGUGGGUCUCAAUCUCAACUGAAAUAAGAAGGAUGACCUUGCGAGGACACUUUCUUUGCUGGCAUUAGCCAUCUUACGUGUGGUAUACACGAGACCUCCGCCUAUCGGCAUCAUUAGCCACGAUUAAUCCACUGCUGAAUGAAAGACCCGCCCAUCUGUUGUCAUAGCUCACUAUCUUGCGAUGUAUAACGCUCCAUUUAGCACAGUGGUUCUCAACCUCCUUAUUUUGGCAGCCCCCCCCCCCAAUCAAUACUAUUCGUUUUCGUGCCCCCGUCAUCUGCCGCCCCCCCCCUCCCCAGGUAGGCCAUCUACAGAGAGAGGUCACAUGUCCACGCAUAGUCAAAGCGGUGUUCGUGAGGACAUUUGUUUCGCGUUGUGUCAUGUUUUGUCGCUGCAACGUGGCACUGACGUUCCCCGUGCAACGUAAACUUAUCCUGCACAGUACCCAUGGCUCAGCCUGCACAGCCCUGAAAGGCUGAAAGACUGACGGGGUGAGAACCGCUGAUCUGGAAUGGGUAACACGAGCGGAUAAAAAAAAAAUCUCCGAUGCAUUUUUCGGGUUGUGCCCUGUGUUGUUCGAACCGAUGUCCGACGUUUCGCUACCACGUGCUGGGGGCUUCUUGACAACGGCAAAAAACAAUUCAGGAGCUGAUAUUUGUUUGGUCUACAAAACUUGUCUUUGUCAUCAUACGCUAACGUUCACAUUUUCGUCAGCCACUGAUGCUUGAGACCUUAGGGUACAGUAGAGAAGCGUGUUUUAAGAAUAUGAUAUACUUACAUCGGGUUCCUGCUGCAAACUAUGCAGAGAGGUACAUUUACAAACGUUGCAACAGCUGACGUUAUAUCCAGCUGUACCAUCGGUUUAAAAGGGAAACCUACAUCGUGAAAAAAAUCUACUGAGUUUGAGGGAACCCCCUUGUGAAUGUGUGUGUGUCUAGUCAUUCACAGUCCACUGCUGAGUGAAGAUCUCUUCAUAUACCGUCCCCGUCAUUGGGGUUGUUUGACCAUACUUCACCACGCUGGUCAGUGCGGAUUGAAUAAGGAAAAGGUUGGGGGGGAGGUUUAGCCCGAGACUAGUUGAGACAUCGCUCGCCACAGAUGUUUUGCCACGGUCGUAAAAUUGAACUCGGGUCGCCGGGUUCAUCGCGCGGUCUGUGACCGCUUCUUGAUAUGAAAAAAUGAAGAUCAGUGGAUUUCCUGCAGCCCAGGCGGUGCUCAUCAACUGUUUACAGAGCCAGUGGUGGAAAUUCCACAUUCCGAUGACGGGGUGGGGGGAGUAGAGUGUCUAAAGCAGUGGUCCUUAACCUGGGGUGCAUGCACCCGCUGGGGGUGCGAGAUGCCCUUUCUGAGAACCAAAACGGUGCAGGCUGCACUCAAGGUUAAGAAUCACUAGAGGGACAACUCCUUUUGACUUCCCCACUAAGUGGUGGUACUAAUUUUAUCGACCUCGAAGGGAUGACAUGUGGACGCCCUAACUCGGAUUUGAACUUGCAACCUUCCAAUUGCAAUCCCUUUGGUCUACCGCUGAGCCAUCUGGCUGGAUAUUGAUUAAAAAAAAAAUAUUGAAAAUUGUUUUCCUUCCCGUCUCCAUCUCGGUUGCUAGAGAAAGGUUUCCGCGGUAAUGUUUUGUAGGUUUAUGUGAUUGAAAUUGUGUUUAAUGAAAUCAUAAGAGACACGCUUUGCAUAAAUAUAUGUACCAUAUGUAUGAAUUGUCUGUGCCCUAUAAAAAAAAUGUGUG